Molecule: messenger RNA, 9297 nt
Organism: Cricetulus griseus (Chinese hamster)
Lineage: Eukaryota; Metazoa; Chordata; Mammalia; Rodentia; Cricetidae
Source: RefSeq, a predicted model, not a curated record
GCGCGAGAAGCCGAGGGAAGAAGGGAGGACCAGCCGGCGCUGGAUGCUGGCGGAGUGAGGGAAGGGACUCGCUGGCCAGGGGACAGGGUCUGCUGAGGAAUGCGUUCUGUGGAGAGGUGAACCUCCAGAAAGGCCAGGUGUGAGCAAGGACGCUCUUGUUAUAGGGGUUCCUAGUUGUAGGGGGGAUCAUUAAGUGCUCAUCGUUAACGGAAAGAUGCUUGCUAAUUAGUGUACCCUGGAGACUGAGGCAGGCAGAUCCUGAGUUCAACACUAUCCUGGGCUACAUAGAGUCUGUCUCAAAAAAAAAAAAAAAAAAAAAAAAAGUGUUAGCAAGUGUGAUGACUCAUGUGCAGGUUUGAAGUGUUGUUUACUUCUGGGAGUCACCAAGUGGGAAAAUUGGCUGGAUUGGUUGCGUUAAUUGACCUGUGGUUGGGAUGCAGCAGUCUGUGGGAGAAAGGCUAGGGAAAUCAGUGAAGAGCCUUUAUCGGGGAGGAUGAGUUAGCUAACACUGACAACAGGCAGCAGAUGGUUGACUGGUGUCAGAAUAAGGGAUAUGUCGGAAACAUUAAACUUGCCUUAGGAAGGAAGUGGGAAGCAGGCAGAGUGGCCCACGCCUGUAAUCCCAACAUUUGGGAGACUGAGGGAGGAGGGUUCUGUGAGUUUAAGGCCAGCUUGAGCUACAGGAGACAUUGUCUCAAAAGAAGCGGGGAGGGGCUCACUUUUGAAGGUGGGAAAAAUCCAAUAUUGGUGGUGGUAUGAAGAGUUUCCUUGAUGACUUCCUUUACUGCUGUUGGAGCCUCUAUCAAAUGCAAGGUGAUGUCAAGAAAUUAGAGGUCCAUGAAACUACCCUCAACUCUAGGAGCUAAAGAAGUUACAGUUCCCUGUUGCCGUAGCCCUUCCCCAGAUUUAAUUUAGCAUAGGUGCUCCCUAGAUUGCCUCCUUGUUUCCCCCACCCCCUUCCCUCUCUUCCUUCCAUAGUAAGACUGCCCUUUAGCCCAGAGUAGAAUCUGCCAUUUUCUUGUGCAACAAAGUUUGGGGAGAAGAUGAAGGGGAAAGAGCACAAAAAACUGCAAAGUGGUUUUGGGAAUACCACAUUAAAACCCCAGCCUCUCCCAGAAGCACAUCCAAAUAAACCCUGGCUUUGUCGUAGCUAUUCCUGCCAGGCUUCUAUUUUUGCUUUGUUAACUAUGAAUUUGGACCUUCAUCUCCUUUCAGUCCUUGCUUGUGAACAGACUUCUCCAUCCUAUGAUCUCCCAUCACAGGGUUGCAGUAGAAUUCCAAGAACAUGGCUGGAUAGUGUUUAAAAACAACAACAACAAAAAAAAAAAAACAAAAAAAACAGGGAAUACCUAAGGAAAGGGCAAUUGGUGAAGGAAUCUUAGACACAGGGAAAUCUAUUUCAGAAAAGGCACAAAGAGUGUGAUGAAAUUCUAAUUGGGGAAAUUGUGAGAUAUCUUUGGGAAUGCCACAGUUAGGUCACUAAAAGGGAAUUCAAAGGAAGGUCUGUCAGUCAGGAGGAGUUUGUGUGUGCAAACUGCAGUGCAUAACUGGAGACGUCAAGUAGAAGAAUGUUCUGUCUUGUGGUUGAGCAAUAGAGGCAUCAGAUGAGGAAGACUGAGACGGGUAAGGUCUAUAUAAAGGUCAUCUAUAAUUUUCUAGUCAAAGCGGCAACCCUAGUUGUAAUGGAAGAAUUUUAAACUAAAAUAGAGAGAGGAAUUAUUGAAGACUUUAAAACUCUGUAAGAGUAAGUUAACUAAUUUACUCAAGGAGUUCUUGGCUUCAUUAGGGUUGGCAGUGUUUCUGAGAACUUCUAUGGAACAUGGAAAAUUUCUAUUGAGUGACUCCAUUUUAUUUUUGGAAAAUAAUUAUAGUUGUUCAUACCCUUACAACUUACGAUUAGCAGAUAUUAGCCUUCUGAUCUUUUUGAGUUUUGAAAAUAGACAUAUUUAUAGGCAAGGUUGUAUAGAUAUCAUUGGAAACUCUUAGCGCCAUUCUCUUUUUUUCUUCAAAUGUAACUUCUCUUACAGAUUUGUUGUCUUUUCAGUCCGUUUCUUGAAAAUUAUGUAAUUUUAUUUUGUUUUGAGGGAUCCAUCUCAUUGUGUAGCCCUGGCUGGCCUGGAACUCACAAUGUAGACCAGGACAGCCCUGAACUCACAGGGAUCUGCCUGCUUCUUCCUCCCUAGUUCAGGUACUGGAGGCAGGCACCAUUACACCCAGAUUUAGUCUGCUUUUAAAGGGGUACUAACUGGGGGCUGGAAAGAUGGCUUAGUGAUCCCUGGCUGUUCUUUCAGAGGACCUGGGUUCUGUUCCCAGCACCAAUGUGUACGGAGGUUCCUGCAGGCAGAACACCCAUGCAUAUAAAAGAAAUGCUUAACAACGACAACAACAAACUUGUAAUUGCCUAUGCAGUCAUAAACAGUGCAUGAUGUUUAUUUAUGCAAAUGGGUGUGUUUACCUUGGCAGUUUGUAGUUGAAAACUGUUGCAUAUAACUUACAUAUUUAGUGUGUAUGUUUGUGGACCCACAGAACGCACACAUGUGGAGGUUAAAGGACAACCUGUGGAAGUCAGUCCUCUCCCUCCGCCAAAUAGGGCCUAGGGUUCAAACUAAAAUUGUUAGACUUGGCAGCAGGUGCCUCCAUCUGAUCCAUCUUCCUGACCUUCAUUCAUUUUUAAAAUCUGGUAUUUUUUCUAUAUAUACUGCAUCACAAUUUACCAUUCUCCUUAUGGCAUCUGGAUUGUUCUUAGUUUUCCCCUUAGGCAACAAUGACAUAGAGAAGGCAAGAAUGUCCUUGUGUGUGCCCACAUGUGUAGGAGAGUCUUGCCACAGCUGUCUAUCCAUCUUGGUGCUGCUAACAGUUUGGGCUGGGUAGAUCUUGAGAUAGCAUAUACAUUUUAGAAUUUCUCAUGGCAUUCCCUUCGUCUGCUUACUAGAAACCACUAUCACACCCUUCCGGUUCUGGUAACCAGGAAUGCCCCUGACAGAUCUCUCUCUGGUACGGCAAAAUCACAAUAGAGUUUUCCACCUAAACUCUAGGCUUAUGUUCGCAGAAGUGGAACUGCCAGCUUUCUCUGAUCCAAAUUCAUUUUUACCAAUAUGGCCUUAGGACUUUCCCAGUGUAGCUGCUGCUACAAAGGACCUUGUCUGUCUUGCAGUGCUAGAGGACAGUGGAUGGACCACUGAGACUGCAGUUUGAGAAUGGAUUGAAAACUGCUGUGUGAAUGUUUACAGUUUCAACCUCCAACUAGCACCAGACUUCUUUCCUUGACCUGAUUUUUUAAGGUGGUGUGGGUGAAGGAAAAAGGGAGAGCACAGAUGUUACUGUCCUGAGACAAUGCUUAGAGUGGAAGUGUCCUCAAUAAAGGUUUCUUGAGCUGAUUGCAGGUAGUAGCAAGGAUGGAGUUUAAAGGCAGAACUUUGGAGUUGCAGCAUCCCUCUGCCCUCGGGAGUCAACAGUAGCCUUCCUUGAAGAACUGCCUCUUCUAUUUGCUGCCUGGAGUUAACAUUGUUUCCUGCUGGCAGAAUCAGGGAGAUGCCAGCACUUUCCCUCUCAUUGUCUAGUUCCCUGUACCCUAUCCCUACCCACUGUGAGGGUACUGGAUUCUAAGCUGAAGUACCCACUUCUGCAGAGCGGGAUGAGUGGGUGCUCCGGCGGGGAUGUGGUCAUUGACGGCCAAUGAGGACGAGAACACUACAGCCCACUUCUUCCUCGGAGCUGGAGAUGAGGGGUUGGGCACCUGUGAAAUAGGCAUGAGGAUGGAAGAGAGUGACAGUGAACUCCUUGAGGACGAGGAGGAUGAAGUGCCUCCAGAACCUCAAAUUAUUGUUGGCAUCUGUGCCAUGACCAAGAAAUCCAAGUCCAAGCCAAUGACCCAAAUCCUUGAGCGACUCUGCAGGUUUGACUACCUGACUGUUGUCAUCCUGGGAGAAGACGUGAUCCUCAAUGAACCUGUGGAGAACUGGCCAUCCUGCCACUGCCUCAUUUCUUUCCACUCCAAAGGCUUUCCUCUGGAUAAAGCUGUUGCCUACUCCAAACUUCGAAACCCCUUCCUUAUCAAUGAUCUGGCCAUGCAGUAUUACAUCCAAGAUAGGAGGGAGGUGUACCGCAUCCUGCAGGAGGAGGGUAUUGAUCUGCCGAGAUACGCUGUGCUCAACCGUGACCCUGCCUGUCCCGAGGAGUGCAACUUGAUAGAAGGUGAAGACCAGGUGGAGGUCAACGGAGCCGUCUUUCCCAAGCCCUUUGUGGAGAAGCCAGUGAGUGCAGAGGACCACAACGUUUACAUCUACUACCCCAGCUCUGCUGGAGGAGGAAGCCAGCGCCUCUUCCGUAAGAUUGGCAGCCGGAGUAGUGUUUACUCUCCCGAGAGCAGCGUCCGGAAGACAGGAUCAUACAUCUAUGAGGAGUUUAUGCCAACAGAUGGCACAGAUGUUAAGGUGUAUACAGUGGGGCCAGAUUAUGCCCAUGCUGAAGCUAGAAAAUCUCCAGCUUUGGAUGGGAAGGUUGAACGAGACAGUGAGGGCAAAGAGGUUCGAUAUCCAGUCAUGUUGACUGCCAUGGAAAAACUGGUGGCCAGGAAGGUCUGCGUAGCUUUUAAGCAAACAGUUUGUGGAUUUGACCUUCUUCGUGCCAAUGGUCACUCCUUUGUGUGUGACGUCAAUGGCUUCAGCUUUGUCAAGAACUCAAUGAAAUAUUAUGAUGACUGUGCCAAGAUUCUUGGGAACACCAUUAUGCGGGAGCUUGCCCCACAGUUCCAGAUACCAUGGUCCAUCCCCACAGAAGCCGAGGACAUUCCCAUUGUCCCUACCACUUCUGGCACCAUGAUGGAACUCCGCUGUGUCAUUGCCAUUAUCCGUCAUGGAGAUCGAACCCCAAAGCAGAAGAUGAAGAUGGAGGUGACACACUCGAGGUUUUUUGCUCUAUUUGAAAAACAUGGUGGAUAUAAGACGGGAAAAUUAAAACUUAAGCGACCUGAGCAGCUCCAGGAGGUGCUGGACAUUACGCGGCUGCUGUUGGCUGAACUGGAGAAAGAACCAGGCAUUGAGAUUGAGGAGAAGACGGGGAAACUGGAGCAGCUGAAAUCCGUGUUGGAGAUGUAUGGUCACUUCUCAGGUAUCAACCGGAAGGUGCAGCUGACUUACUAUCCCCACGGAGUGAAAGCUUCAAAUGAGGGCCAAGAUCCGCAGAGAGAAGCCCUGGCACCGUCUCUCUUGCUAGUGCUGAAAUGGGGUGGAGAGCUGACUCCUGAUGGCCGAGUUCAGGCCGAGGAGCUGGGUCGAGCUUUUCGUUGCAUGUACCCUGGAGGCCAGGGUGACUACGCUGGCUUCCCUGGCUGUGGGCUGCUACGUCUCCAUAGCACUUUCCGUCAUGACCUCAAGAUCUAUGCCUCUGAUGAGGGCCGAGUCCAGAUGACUGCUGCUGCCUUUGCAAAGGGCCUCCUGGCUCUAGAAGGAGAGCUUACACCCAUUUUGGUGCAAAUGGUGAAGAGUGCUAACAUGAACGGGCUGCUGGACAGUGACAGUGACUCGUUGAGCAGCUGCCAGCACCGUGUGAAGGCACGGCUGCACCACAUUUUGCAGCAGGAUGCACCCUUUGGCCCAGAGGACUAUGAUCAGCUGGCUCCAACUGGAAGCACUUCUCUGCUCAAUUCCAUGUCUGUAAUCCAGAAUCCUGUGAAAGUCUGCGAUCAGGUGUUUUCCCUGAUUGAAAACCUUACCCGCCAGAUUCGGGAACGGAUGCAGGACCCCAGCUCUGUAGACCUGCAGCUCUAUCACAGUGAGACACUAGAGCUAAUGCUGCAGCGCUGGAGCAAACUAGAGCGAGACUUUCGACAAAAGAGUGGGCGCUAUGACAUCAGUAAGAUCCCUGAUAUCUAUGACUGUGUCAAGUAUGAUGUACAACACAAUGGGAGUCUGGGACUUCAAGGCACAGCUGAGUUGCUACAUCUCUCAAAAGCUCUGGCCGAUGUGGUCAUUCCCCAGGAGUAUGGGAUCAGUCGAGAGGAGAAAAUGGAAAUUGCUGUGGGCUUCUGUCUUCCACUACUGCGGAAGAUCCUACUUGACCUGCAGAGAACCCACGAGGAUGAGUCUGUCAACAAGCUGCAUCCCCUGUACUCCCGUGGAGUGCUCUCUCCAGGCCGCCAUGUUCGAACACGCCUCUAUUUCACCAGUGAGAGUCACGUUCACUCCCUACUCAGUGUCUUCCGUUACGGGGGACUUCUGGACGAGACGCAGGAUGCACAAUGGCAGCGAGCUUUGGCUUAUCUUAGUGCCAUCUCAGAGCUCAACUACAUGACCCAGAUUGUUAUCAUGCUUUAUGAGGACAACACUCGGGACCCAUUGUCAGAGGAGCGGUUCCAUGUGGAGCUACAUUUCAGCCCUGGAGUGAAAGGUAUUGAAGAAGGCAGUGCCCCGGCUGGCUGUGGAUUCCGUCCAGCCUCGUCGGAGAACGAGGAGAUGAAACCAGAUCAAGGCAGCAUAGAGAACCUUUGCCCAGGGAAGGCAUCAGAUGAACCAGACCGAGCAUUACAGACCUCACCCCAACCUAUUGAGGGCACUGGCCUCCCAAGGAGAUCACCCCUCAUUCGGAAUCGCAAAGCUGGCUCCAUGGAGGUCAUGAACAUGCAGUGCACAGGGAACCUGGACCUGAUCCCCUUGAGGGGACGGCGCCGAAGGAGGUCAGGAGACCUCCCCCGGCUCUCCCCAGCCAUCGGCCUACAGCCCCGGGCUGUGUCCACCACUCACCUGGCUUCCUGCACACAGGUGCUGUCUGAAACUUCAUCUUCAAGACCUGGUGGCUACCGGCUGUUUUCAUCUUCACGGCAACCAACAGAGAUGAAGCAGAGCGGCCUAGGCUCACAGUGCACAGGGCUGUUCAGCACCACAGUGCUGGGCGGCUCCUCCAGCGCUCCGAAUCUUCAGGACUACGCCCGCAGCCAUGGCAAAAAGCUCCCGCCUGCCAGUUUAAAGCACCGAGAUGAGCUCUUGUUUGUCCCGGCCGUAAAACGAUUUUCUGUGUCGUUUGCAAAGCAUCCGACUAACGGAUUUGAAGGGUGCUCCAUGGUACCUACCAUCUACCCCCUGGAAACACUACAUAAUGCCCUUUCCUUGCGUCAAGUGAGUGAAUUCUUGACUAAAGUCUGCCAGCGCCACACUGAUGCCCACGCACAGGCAUCUGCAGCCCUCUUUGACUCUAUGCACAGCAACCAGGCCUCAGAUAGCCCAUUUUCCCCACCCCGUGCUCUUCAUUCACCACCCUUGCAACUUCGGCAUCGCUCUGAAAAGCCACCUUGGUACAGCAGUGGCCCUUCCAGCACCGUGUCCAGUGCUGGCCCUUCCUCUCCUACUGCAGUGGAUGGAAACUCACAUUUUGGCUUCAGUGAUCAGUCCUCUGUAAAUACACAUGUGACUGAAGAAAACCAAGGCCUUGGGUUGCUCCAGGAGGUUCCUGGAGAUGGAAUACAAGAGUUCCCUAUAGAAAGGCAACAAGAGCUUAUUGAGCCAAAUCAGUCCCCUCAAGAACCACCUGUGGAAAUCAGCGCUCUAGGUCAGGAUGUCGCUGAGGUCAGCCAGACAUGCCAUGACAUCCUUGAGAAGGUUAGCCAGCCUAACCAGGAAGUUCCUGACAUCAGCCAGCUGUUCCUGAAGAACCAUGACACUGCUACCAACACUUGUCAGCCAUGCCAGAAGGCUAGCCAACUGUCUCAGGAAGUUUUCCAACUUUGUCAAGAUAACCCUGAGGAGAGUAAUCAGGUGUGCCAGGAAGUUCCUGUGGAGCUGGGCAGGAUGGCCCAUGGAUUCUCAGUAAACAUUGAUAGCAUGGUCCAGGAAACCUUUAUAGAAACUGGCAGACCAACUCAAGAGAUCUCUGAAGAGAUGGGCCCACCAUUCCAAGAGUUCCCUGUGGAGGUUGGCAUGCUGGCUCAGGAGGUCCCUGCCAACAUCGAGUUGUCUCAAGACAUCCUUGAGGCUGACAGUCCAUCCCAAGAGCUCACUGCUGUGGAGGCUGGUCUUCAGGCUCAGGAGAUCUCUGAGGAGAUUGAUCAGGACUCCAAGGUGGUCCCUGAGGUGGUUGAUGAGCUUCCCAGUGAGGAUGUCCCCCAAGGCCAGUGUCUGUCUAGUGAUGUAAACACUGAAAGCCAGUCUCUGGCCCAUGACCAGCACUCUUCCCUUCCACCAGCAAUGUUUAAUUAGUUGCUUUCUCAUUGGUGUCACAUUCUACCAGCCAUUUGAACCAGUAGCCCUUCUGUUGGCUAAUACACUAGCCCGAGCAAGGCCUAGGCUCGCACUAGGGGUAUCUGAGGAAGUAGGCCUUCUGGCAGGAAACAUGCUUCUGCCAGAGCUUAUGCCUAAGGAAGAGCUAAUUUAUGUUCAAAGCAGCUAUUAGCUCUUCACUUAGCCGUGGGGUGGGAAAUUGUAGAUUGUUCAAUGAAAUGUCACUGAACUGUUGUAGAUACUAUUGAGGGAACAGCAAAUAUAAAAUGGAAGGCAGCAGGUCUCUACUUGUUGAAGGUAUCCCCAGACCAUAUGUGCAUUCAAGGAAGCUCUAGUCUUCACUAUCACAGGCAGGCCCAGGAUAGCUACCUCAGGUGUCUGCAAAAUAGUGUUCCCUUCUCAUAAACAGCUGUUGUGGCCGCUCAUGGUUUAGACUGGGCUUGUGGGUGUUUCCUUGUAAUUGCCAAGUGUUCCCUCUGCCCUAGUCCUGCCCCUCUGGACAGUGACUCCAGAGAAAAGUAGAUAUUAGAUUGCCAUGCAACCUCAGAGUGACUACUUAGAACGCUUUGGAGAUUUGGAUCAGUCUAUGAAGCUAGGCCUCCGGUUGUUGUGAGGCUGUUGGGCUCAGAAAAUGCUGUAGUAGAGAGAAUCAAGUUCUAUUUUAAGCAAUUAGCAGAGAUCAAUGUUGUACAGACAUGAGCAAAGAUUUAAUAUAUAUAUAUAUAUAUAUAAACAUAUAUAUUUCUGUAGUUUGCCAGGGACAGACUGGCCAAAGAUCAAACACUCCAGGGUCCCCAAGAGGUGUGUCCUUAUAUCAUGUGUCUUUAGGACCGUAUGUGAUUAUGAAGCUUUUCCCAAAGAUCCAGGGAUGGGAGUGGGCGUGGGUAAUGCAGUCAUUGGGAGUCAGGGGCCGGAACAUGACGAGUGCUCAAUAAAUACAAAAUAAUGAGAACGCUGACAGGUGUUGCCUUUGUGAACCCAAUAGUGAAUAUGUAAGUCAAUCGUGUCUGUGACUGAAUCUGUAAAAAACUAUUGUAGUUGAGCAGGGAUUGGCUUUAAAAAUAUAUAAGUCUGGCUUCUCCCUGUA